Molecule: messenger RNA, 1419 nt
Organism: Ornithorhynchus anatinus (platypus)
Lineage: Eukaryota; Metazoa; Chordata; Mammalia; Monotremata; Ornithorhynchidae
Product: probable E3 ubiquitin-protein ligase TRIML1
Exons: 6
Coding region: 1-1419 (472 amino acids)
Molecular function (GO): zinc ion binding; protein binding
Source: RefSeq, a predicted model, not a curated record
AUGGCUGCCAUGGAUCUGGCCAAAUGCCUCCGGGAAGAGCUGACCUGCUCUGUCUGCAUGGAGUACUUCAUCGAACCCGUGACCAUCGGCUGUGGGCACAGCUUCUGCCGAAUCUGUCUUCUCCGGUGCUCAGCUGAUGUUCAGACGUCUUUCUCCUGCCCAGAGUGCCUUGGGGUCUGCCAGCUGAAAGACCUGGAGAUCAAUAAACGUCUGGGGAGACUGGCAGUGAUCGGAAAGCAGCUCGGACCUCACCUACUGCGGGGCCCCGCCGAGGAGAAAGAGCUGUGUGAGAGACACCAGCAAUCUCUGAAGCUGUUUUGUCAGGAGGACGACACCACAAUCUGUGUGUCCUGCUACCGUUCCAAGGAGCACGGGGAACACAGCGUGAGUCCGAUUGAAGAGGCUGCAGAGGAUUACAGGGAGAGAUUCCAGGAGCUUCUUCAUCCCCUGUGGGCAGAAAUCGAAGAGGUGCAGACUGUGCUAGCUGCAGAAAAAAAUGAAUUCAGCAGUGGUGAAGGUAAGCAGGAGGAGGUGCAGAAAUGUCCGCAGAAUCUCGUGUCCGACUUUGAGAAAAUGCACCGAUUCCUAGAUGAGGAGCUCGAGUUGCGGCUUCGGAGCCUGGAGAAGAACGAGAGGGAGACUCUGCAGAAACUGAGGCAGAGCAAGGCGCAUCUAUUCCAGCAGAGCCGCUCUCACAGAGCUGGAGGAGAAGUGCCAGAGGGGGAGCAUCGAGCUGCUACGGGACACGAGAGGAGCAUUGCACAGCAAUGGCCAAAGGCCACCACGUCCUUGGAGCUGACCGCCUGCUGGAUUCCUGGGAUGAGAGAAAUACUCAGCAGAUAUGCAGUGGACAUGACCCUGGACCCAAACAUAGCCAGUCCCCAUCUCAUCGUGUCACAGGAUCGGAAGAGUGUGACAUUCGUCGAGGCCCCACAGGAUGUGCCCGACCAUCAGGACCGAUUUGACAAUUGUGGCAGCGUCCUGGGCGCCCCGGUAUUCACUUCGGGGCGGCACUACUGGGAGGUGGAGUUGGGAGACAAGCCGGAGUGGGAGGUGGCAGUGUGUUAUGAGUCGAUGAGCAGAAAGAACAACGUGCCAGUUGCGCCAGGGGACAUUUUUUCACUGAUGGCCUUCCAGCCUUUAAGUGGGGCCAGUUUCUGGAUCGCCUUCCCUUUCACCCAGCUCACUAUGGCCCUUCCUAUCCGCCGGGUCGGGGUUUUCCUGGAUUAUGAGGCCGGAGUCAUCUCCUUCUACAACGUGUCGGAGAAAUGCCUCAUCCACAGCUCCCCUCCUGUCCGCUUCUCCGGUCCGCUCAGACCCGUAUUCUCCCCUUGUCUUACCUUCGAGGGACGAAACGCAGGGCCACUCAUCAUCGGCCGGGUGUGCGAGCAACACCUCCUCAACCAAGAUUUAGAUUGA